UGGUGAGAUAUAUAUGUUAGAAUUUUGGUGUGAUUGGUAAAAUUCGAUUAAUUGAUUAACAAACAACAUGGAAAUGUUGGAGCCAAUGCGAAAGAAACUAAAAGUAUCAAGAGAGAUCGAUAAAAAUCGUCGCGAAAGAUUAAGACAGCAAUUGAAGCUCAUCGAAAAGAGGGGCCCGUACGCGUUGAUCGACGAGCGCAUUCACGAAAUGUCUACGGGGGAGAACCUAAACAGGAUUUUGUGCGACGCUGUGAGAGGAUUGUCCUAUGCCACUAUCAAUAGUAUCUGCCGAGCCAAGCUGGUUGUAGACAAGCUUCCGGGCGAUCAGGAAACAGCCAUUCAUAUUUUACCUAAAAUCGGUAAUUUUGAUCGAAUUUGUUUCAUCUACAAGGUAUUUGAGUGCUACAACAACUUCAUCAACUUCAGUGAUCCAUACGGAUUUACGCAUUUACAUGCGUCUGUCAUACUCGGCCUUUUAGAUGUCGUCAAGUUUAUGUUAAAACAAAAGAUGGAUAUUAACGUUAGUUUAAAGUUGCCAAAGAUUAAUCCGAGGCCCGAGUGUGAAGUAACUCCUUUGUUCUUGGCUCUUCAACAUCACAAGACGGAUAUCGUUAAAUUACUCUUGAAAAAAGGGGCAAAAGUCGAUACGCGUGGUCUUAUGAACGAGACGCCAUUGCACGUCACUUGCUCCGACUACGGCCAAAGGAGUGAAUAUUUUCAAACUUACAAGAAUGAAGGUGUGCAAAUGUCCGAGUUUUACGAUUGUAAGCUCCAAUUUGACUAUAUUCGAUUGCUCAUCCAGAAAGGCUGUCAAGUCAAUGCCCAAGAUACGUUCGGCAAUACCCCGCUGUUUAAUCUUCUCGGAAACACUAAAAGACACCCUGCUCAAGUCGGUGCUCUUGAACUUCUGUUAAAAAGUGGCGCCGAAGUGAACAUUUUGAAUGCGAAAAAUGAAAACGCUAUGCACGAGCUUUGUCGCUCGGGAGAUCUGUAUCGCCAAUCUUUGGAGGAGGACGACGAAUGUUUUGAUGAUCCGAUCGGUGUCAGACUAGCAACUGCUCUCAUUGAAUAUGGGAUUGAUUUUAACGUCAUCAAUAUUCAGGGUCAAACGCCGUUGCAGGUGGCCGUCAAUCAUUUGAAUUUUGAUUUGGUGAAACUACUUUUGGGAAAAAAUGCCUACUUUGGAAGUGUCCAUUUUCUAAGUGGUCCGAUCUUUGGUAAUUUCAAGGUUCACGAGCCAACAUGGAAAGCCAUACACGUUUUUUUCAACAUUAUCGAUGUUCUGCUGGGACAUGGAUUCGAAUUUGACUUGCAACGCAUCAUCGAAGUUAUGAAAUACUUUAAUGCAUCGAAAAAUCUUAAUGAGGUUGACGCUAUCAGUGGUAUACAAGAAAGUAUUUCUUCAGCAUAUUUGCAGUAUAGAAAGUUAAUAUCGGUCGCUGUGGAAAAUGAUUUAUUGAAAACUCUCGAUCAUUAUUUUACCAAAAUGAUUGAAGAAGCUGAUUCUCUUUAUAAAUAUUCAAGAGACUCUUAUAUUUAUACUUUGAUUUUCAUUCAACUUGGAAUCAUGCGACUGAGUGAUGUGUUUAAAAACGAUGCAUACGAAAUUCUUGAGAGAAUAGAAAAUACACAAGCUUAUAUUGACUGGAUAAAAACGUAUAAAUAUUUCUCAGCCAUGGAAGAAAUCAAUAAAAUAAUGAAAAGGGCAAAAAAUAUUGCACUCCUGAAAUAUUUUACCUGUGAAGAUUAUUUGUUUCUUAGCGAUGUCACGGAAAGGUAUAUUGCCAAAUUUUUGGUUCGUGAUUUUUUCUUGCAUAAAGGAAAGUCUUGGCUGAAGUUCUGUUGGGCGGACGUCGAAGUACCAGAUAAAUGUUUGGAUAAUAUUUUAAAAUAUAUGAGCAACGAAGAUAUAUGUUCCAUGCUUGAAUUAAAUGGACAAGAAUUAAACAACAAUAAAAUGAUUGAGGUUUUUGAGCCUUACUAAAAGAUUUUUAUGGAUCUUGUAUAUUACGCAAGUUUUUGAUGAUCUUGCAAAUGGGUCUAGUCGACAAUAUACUUGAUUUAUGUAAGUGAUUUUAGAUAAUAGACCUUAAUUCCAAUUGACCUCUAUCUCUGUGAACUCAAAUAUUAUUAUUAACAACACAUAACUUACGAAAGCUAUACGUUUUAACCCAUUAACGACCAAACUGCUUGAUUUUUUUGUUGGUUUUCGUAGUGAUUUUUUUUGUAAU
Molecule: messenger RNA, 2231 nt
Organism: Trichogramma pretiosum
Lineage: Eukaryota; Metazoa; Arthropoda; Insecta; Hymenoptera; Trichogrammatidae
Product: ankyrin-1-like
Exons: 2
Coding region: 68-1984 (638 amino acids)
Molecular function (GO): protein binding
Source: RefSeq, a predicted model, not a curated record